UCGGUUUUUAUUCAUCCGAGUUCCCCGCUCACAAUUCGUUGCGUCUUCCACUCACACCACCAGGUCAGUCCUAGUGCCAUCUCCUCUGGGGAAAGGUAAGGCGUGCCACAUGGGUGUACAUAAUGUACUUGGGGAGCACGAGGGCAUGACUGCUCAGUAUCAUUGCCAUCCUAAGUCUUUGAAGCUGUCAAUACUCUUCUAGUCAUUCAACCUCUCGCAAUAUGUCGACCGCAACGACUGUGGGCCUCCAUCCCAAUCCCAUACUGACUAUCCCUCUCAUCUCCUCAUCUUUGACCGUCUUCUAUGCCGUCGUCGAAUCGACCGUACUCUUCCCCUUCCUGGCUGCCGCGAAGGAAGACCCUCUUGCAACCAACAAAGUAGUACGCCUCUGGUGGACCAACUUCCUCCCUCCGGGGCUCACCACAAUCUUCGGCAUAACCAUUCCCACCGUCGUCGGCGGCCUCUAUGCUCUCAGACACCUUCGAGAAUACAGUCUGAAAUGGAAAGUAUGUCUGGCCGGGUCUGUCUUCGCAGCAGGUCAUUACGCCUACGUCUAUUCCAUAUCUCAGACGAUCAAAAAUGUGAUGGAUGAAGAGGUGGAAACUAAGGGAACAACAAUCGAUCAUGUCAAAAGUUGGCUCAAAAUUCAUCUGUGGCGGACGCUGACCACGGAUCUGCCUGCGCUGGCUUGCUUUGGCUAUGUGGCAUUUGCCGAUGAAUGAACUAGAUACAAAAAGAAAGUUGCC
Molecule: messenger RNA, 746 nt
Organism: Exophiala viscosa
Lineage: Eukaryota; Fungi; Ascomycota; Eurotiomycetes; Chaetothyriales; Herpotrichiellaceae
Exons: 1
Coding region: 222-722 (166 amino acids)
Source: RefSeq, a predicted model, not a curated record